Molecule: messenger RNA, 3320 nt
Organism: Sphaerodactylus townsendi
Lineage: Eukaryota; Metazoa; Chordata; Lepidosauria; Squamata; Sphaerodactylidae
Gene: TBC1D15
Product: TBC1 domain family member 15
Exons: 17
Coding region: 127-2097 (656 amino acids)
Biological process (GO): activation of GTPase activity
Molecular function (GO): GTPase activator activity
Source: RefSeq, a predicted model, not a curated record
UUUUUUAAGUACGCAUGCGCCAGACCGCUAGUCCCUGCAAGGUGGGGGUGGGGUGGGAUGGAGUUGUUGUGAAGCAGCGGGAAGCACGUGAAGAGAGCAACGUCAUCAUAAACACUAGUAGCCAACAUGGCGGGCCCUACGAGCGGAAAGGUUGUAUAUGAGCAAGAAGGAGUUUUCAUUCACUCUUCCAGUGGAAAUGAUGAUCAGGAAUCCUUACUGUCUGGAACUCUGCGGGUCAUAGAGAAGGAAACUGAUGUGAUAGUAGAUUGGAGACCUAUGGAUGAUUCAUUAGACUCUUCUAAUAUACUGUAUGCUAGAAAGGAUUCUAGUUCAGUUGUAGAGUGGGCGCAGACUCCUAGAGAGAGGAAUCUACAGGGGCUAGAACAUAUGAACAGUUACGAAGCAGAAUGGGAUAUGGUCAACACAGUCUCCUUUAAGAAGAAACCACAUUCAAAUGGAGAUUCUACUGUUCGUACAAAUGGAGAAAGCAAGUGGUCCUUUCUGUUCAGCUUAACAGAUUUAAAGACCAUUAAGCAAAACAAAGAAGGAAUGGGAUGGUCGUAUUUGGUGUUCUGUUUAAAGGAUGAUGUCGUUCUUCCAGCUCUUCACUUUCACCAUGGAGACAGCAGCUUAUUGAUUCAGUCUCUUAAAAAAUAUGUGGUGCUCUGCGAAUCUCCACACGAUAGAAGAGUUCUUGUGAAUUGUCAGAGUAUUUCACAGUCCUUUGAAAAUCUCCUUGAUGAACCAACAUAUGGUCUGAUACAGAAACUGAAAAAAGAUCCUUACACAACAACGAUGGGAGGAUUUUCCAAAGUGACCAAUUUCAUUUUUGAUAGUUUACGUGGGAGUGACUCAGCGACUCAGCAGCGACCACCAUCAGAAAUGGCAGACUUCAUUAGUGAUGCCAUUCCGGGACUAAAAAUAAAUCAACAGGAAGAACCAGGAUUUGAAGUCAUUACACGAAUUGAUUUGGGAAAACGGCCUGAAGUUCACAGAAGGCAGCCAGUAUCUAUUGAAGAAUGGAUGAAGAAUAUGGAUUCUGAAGGAAGAAUCUUAAAUGUUGACUCUGUGAAGCAAAUGAUAUUCAAAGGGGGGCUUUGUCAUGCUUUACGAAAGGAAGUGUGGAAAUUUCUUUUGGGUUAUUUUUCUUGGAAUAGUACUAGGGAAGAGAGAGCCAAUGUGCAGAAGAGAAAAAUAGAUGAAUAUUUUAGGAUGAAACUCCAGUGGAAAUCUGUCAGUGAAGAACAAGAAAGAAGAAACUACAGAUUGAGAGACUACAGAAGUCUUAUAGAAAAAGAUGUAAACAGGACAGACAGAACAAACAAGUUUUAUGAAGGCCAAGAUAAUCCUGGCUUGAUUUUGCUUCAUGACAUUUUGAUGACCUAUUGUAUGUAUGACUUUGACUUAGGCUAUGUUCAAGGAAUGAGUGAUUUGCUUUCUCCUAUUUUAUAUGUGAUAGAGAAUGAAGUGGAUGCUUUUUGGUGCUUUGCACUGUAUAUGGAUCAAAUGCAUCAGAAUUUUGAGGAGCAAAUGCAGGGUAUGAAGACACAACUAAUUCAGCUCAGCACUUUGCUUCGCUUGCUAGAUAGUGAAUUUUGCAGUUACUUAGAAUCUCAAGAUUCAGGAUACCUUUAUUUUUGCUUCCGAUGGCUCCUAAUAAGAUUUAAAAGGGAAUUUAGUUUUCAAGAUAUUCUUCAUUUAUGGGAGGUAAUGUGGACAGAGUUGCCUUGCCAGAACUUCCAUCUUCUUAUCUGUUGUGCUAUCCUAGAAUCUGAAAAACAGCAAAUAAUGGAGAAACAUUAUGGCUUUAAUGAAAUACUGAAGCAUAUAAAUGAACUGUCUAUGAAAAUCAAUGUGGAAGAAGUACUUUGCAAAGCAGAGGCCAUUUCUAUACAGAUGAUGAACUGCAAGGAAUUGCCUCAAGCAGUCUGUGAAGUUUUGAGAUUAGAAAACAGUGCCGUGACGACGCCGGACUCAGACACAGGAGAAGAUGAGACUGUUGGUGAUAUCAGCUGCGCUGCACCAGCACAUCCGGUUGUGAGCAAUGGAACAAAGGAGAGCACUGAGCAGGAGGCCCACACCAUAGCCACAGAUUGACACCUGUACAGUUGUUUAUUUUUUUAUUUUGGAGAGACACUUUAUUACAAUUGUUUCUUUCAAGCAUUUGAGGUUGGAUAUUUAAGAUUCUGUGUUGAUUAAGCUUUAAAGAUUUGGGGGAAGAGAUGUGUACUGUAAUGCAUCGAAGCGUUACAACAUGACCUGAUUAUUUUUGUAGUUUCUUCUACCAAAAUAGCCUUUUUGUUUUCAAUAACAUUCCUUAAUAUUUUUAUAGUCAAGUGCAUUUUUUCUCUUUGAUGUUAUGGAAAUCAGCUGAAUGGGAAUGACUUGGGAAUAGAUGCAUCUGUAUUACUUUCACUUCUGCAACUUUUCAGCAUUGAUGGUUCUUAGAUUUAAUGAGAUUCAAAAACUCUUCUGUACUGUUUACCAAGUGAAAAGAUGCUAAUUUCAUAAUUAAUAAUGCUUUGUAAAUGAAAGGAUUGAAGUCUUUUUCAGAUGUUUACAAAAAUACUUUCUAAGUAUUUGUGGUGGUUGAGUAUAGAUUUGCAAUGAUUUUCUUUUGUGCUGCUGCUGGAUUUUGAAUUUUUUGUAAUCCAAGGUGGCUGAACAGUACUUUUUACAUAUUAGCAUCUCUUCACUGAUACACGUGUAUGUAUAAAUGAGAUACAUAUCCAAACUUGUGAGUAUUAAAUGAUAAAUCUAUUUUCACUAUUUUGACUAGGUGAAGCUUGGUUGUUCAUUCAAACAGUUCUGACCAAUUUUAAUAUAGCUUCAACCCUGGGUAUUUUUGAAAACCAUUUUUUUAAAGUAAGGAUAUAUGUUUGGAAAUAGUCCUACAUCUGAUGUGAUUUAUCAGCAGCUGUCUUCAUUACCUAACUAAUAAUGUUUAUCUUUGCUUAAUACCAUAGUAGUAUUUGAUAGGAACCUACUUAAGUUGCCUUUAUGCUAGACUUCUUGGUAAUCUUUACAAGCAGGAAAAAUUUAAAUGCAAAAUACUAACCCCCUUGGGUGUGAUCUGCUAUUUUGGUUCCCUUGCGCAAGUUCAGUGGGUGUGGAUGGGGCUUGGUUUGCUUGGAAAAAAUGGCUAUUGAAUUAUGUCCUUUGCCUUUAACAACAAAUUACUUGCAUUUGAGAACUACAAGCUCAUAUUAUGCCAUUCUGUGACUUUUUAUAGUUAUGUGGAACCUGACUGAAUUAAUUCAGGAUACUUGUUUCCAUUUGAGAACCACUGUACAUAUUAUGAAAUAAAAUGCAAAGUUUAA